AUGCAACAACUAGAUUCCGCUGUUCAAGCUUUAUCAGUGGUACGUGAUGCUUUACGUACGUUCACUGUGAAAGAAGAAUCCAGUACUCCUUCGAAUAUACCUUCUAUCAACACCGUACCGGAUUAUAGUCCGAGGACUGUUUCUCAACCUAAUAGGGUGUUUGGAGAGGGGGUGGGUUAUAUCCCGACACAGAUCAUUUCGCCUAUUGGGGUAGAAAGUGGGUUCUCAGGUAGAGGAUCGGAUCACAGAGAAAUGUGGGAGACUCUCAGGACGGAGAAUCAAACUCUUCGGGAGAAAGUCCAGAACCUACAAAAUUCGUAUGACUUGGAGAAACGUCGAGCAGAUACAAUCCACCCUGUUCAAGGCGACACCAGACAGCUCUACCAGCUUCUUCAACAUAAAGACAACGCUUUGAGAACUGCAGAGACAAGUUUGAUCAAUAUAUGCACACAGAUUGAGGCCUUACAAAAAGACAAUGACCAUCUGAGACGCAUGGUUGAUGAUGGUUCUAAUCGGGUUAGAGAGCUUGAGAACAGAGAGUCCGCUGCUAAGAAGGGUGAAAGUGCUCUACAAAAACAGUCACAGGAACUUCGUAAUCAAUUAAAAGCUGCAGAUGAGAAGCUAGAGGAGGAGCGCCGAAAACGGAUGAGCCUUGAAGCUCAUUGUCAUCAUUUGGAACAAGAUCCUUCUCGCUCGGAAGCACCGAAAUUGGCUCAAGAGCUUGAACAUAAGAAGAUGGCUUUGCAGCAAAUUUCAAAAGACAGGGAUGUAGCCAAUGCCAAGUUGAAGGAAAAGCAAAUGGAAUAUAUCAAGCUUGAAGAGAAACAUAAUCAACAACGAGCCAUCUCUGAAGCUCUUCACGUAGAAGCGGCCGCGGGUCAAGGACAUCGAGUGGAGCUUGAGAAGGUCUCGAGGGAUAAAGAGCGUCUUAAAGUUGCUCUCAAACGACAAGAGAAUGAUAUGGCCGAAACUGUCAAGAUGAAGGAAGAAUUGAGAGAACAGGUAGUCCAACUAACCCAAACUCUCGAACUUCUCCAAGGACAUAGUCAACCUUCUCUGGGGAAAGCCUUCAAUAAUGUUCCUCCUAACCCCAUCAAACCAUUUGUUGGACAUUCUUCCCUCCCCCCCAGACCUUACUCAGACGUUCAAGCGUCAAGACCCAUAUCUCAGCCUCAAGCAAUGGAGAAAAAUCAAUACAGUUUCGAUAUGCCUCCUCUGGAACCAAAACGUAAAGCAACUCCGGUACCUUACGACCUAGACCUGGAACCCGUCUCCACAUCAGGAUCCAACGAUGAAACUUCUCUCACACUUACGAACCUUCAACGUCAACGUCAAUCAGGUGGAAAUACCAUGGACAAUGAUCUCACACGUCAACGUUCAAUGGGUAAUGUGACAGAUUUAGAUCUUUCACGUUAUCGUCAAAUGAAAUUGAAUGCCAUGGAUAUUGACGUUAACCGUCAACGUCAAAUGGGAGGAAAUACAACAGAAAUGGAUUCUUCUCGUCAACGUCAAAUGGGUAUAAACACAUUUGAUAUGACUCCUGCUCGUGUGGGAAACACGACUGUUGAUAGUGUUUUUGGUGACGUUUCCGGGAAAUGGAAUGGGAAACCAACGGACCUUCGUCCUUCUUUCCUUGGUCAGACUUCGAUGAACAAGAUCCGAUCUCCUUCCCCUGAAAUGGACACAUUUUCAGUGAUGAACAAUGACCCGUUCGCUGACCUGGACGUGUUUGGUAAUGGGGAUCGAAUGAUGAAGAGCAAGAACUAA
Tremella mesenterica DSM 1558 is the source of this 1767-nucleotide messenger RNA. RefSeq lists its product as uncharacterized. Lineage: Eukaryota; Fungi; Basidiomycota; Tremellomycetes; Tremellales; Tremellaceae. The transcript has 11 exons. The record is from RefSeq and is a predicted model, not a curated record. The coding region runs from base 1 to 1767 and encodes 588 amino acids.